GCCCGUGCGAGGCUGUCCUGGAGACCCCGCGCUGCCUGCACCGCUAUCGUCUCGGUUGUCAUGGAUGAUGAAGACGGCAGGUGCCUUCUAGAUGUAAUUUGUGACCCAGAAGCUCUCAAUGACUUUCUUCAUGGAUCUGAGACCCAUUUGGACACUGACGACCUUUUGGAUGGUUCGAGUGACCCCUCCAGCUCGUUCUUCUCUACCACUGGGGGCCAUGUUUCAGAGGUCCAGCCUGCGGUCCAGCUGUCGGCCAGCGAGUCGGCAGGCCUCCCCAGAGUCAGUGUUGACCUGGACUUCCUCGAAGAUGAUGACAUCUUGGGUGGAUCCCCCGGUGGAGAAGGUGGUAGUAAUGGCAUUGGGACGAACCACGAGCCCUGCGAUAUCCUGCAGCAGAGCUUGGCCGAAGCCAACAUCACCGAGCAGAGCCUGCAGGAGGCCGAAGCCGAGCUGGACCUGGGCUCCUUUGGGAUUCCCGGGCUCACGCAGGUGGUUCAGACGCUGCCUGACGCCGGCCUCUCCGGGGCCGGAGGCGCCACCGUCGGCGUAGGCAUCGGCGUUGGGGGGGCGGCCACUAUUUUCCCCGGUUCGGCCCCGAGCGCCACGGCUACUCCCCCCAACGCCACGGCCGACAUGCUGGGAUCGGUGCUCGCUCAGCAGGGCCUUCAGCUCCAGCCCCAGGUUGUGAACAAGGCUAUUAGUGUUCAGCCAUUUAUGCAGCCCGUGGGCCUGGGAAAUGUAACACUUCAGCCCAUUUCAAGCCUCCAAGCGCUUUCUAAUGGGAGUCAGCCCGGACCUUUGGGAAUUGGACAGAUUCAGGUUGUGGGCCAGCCCACAGUCAUGACUAUCAAUCAGUCCGGGCAGCCCAUCCUGGCUAAAGCCAUGGGCGGAUACCAGUUGCACCAGUCUGGGCCCGAGGUAUCAGGUGCCGGUUCUCAAGCGGGGCUCGGAGGCUCAGGAAGUGGACUUUUGAUCCAAGGUAACAAAACCACUUUGGGAUCUCCAGCUUUAAACGGGCCGGCUGUAUGUGUCAGCAGCACGAACAGCAGCAGCGCCGGCACAAUGACUGCUCCCUCUGGGCUUGUGGGAUUUGGAAACACCCCUCUAAGUUCAGCAGUGGGACCCCAGACUCAAACUCAAGGCCAAAUCAUGCAGAACGUGAUCAUCCAGCGGACACCGACACCCAUUCAGCCUAAACCCCCCCAGGGAGGAGCCAUUCAGCCUAAACUGUUCAAACAGCAGCAGCAGCAACCUCCAGCACCUCAAACCCUGCAAAACGAUGCCCACAAGGCCAUCGGGCUGCAGCAAAUUCCAGUUUCUGCGGCUCAGAACGUAGCCUUCUUGACGGGAAAGCCGGGCUCUAACGUCGUUCUGAGCACGCAGGCCACGACGCAGGGCCCCCAGUUUCAGCAAACCCUGUUCAAGCAACAGACGGCACAACCGUCGGGGAAACCCCUCAGCGUGCACUUGCUGAACCAACCGAGCAGCAUCAUGAUUCCCUCUCAGACUGUGCUCCAGGGUCAGAACCACCAGUUCCUUCUGCCUCAGCUGCAGGCGGGAGGGCAGAUCCUGACCCAGCACCCCGGGGGCCACAUCAUCACCAGUCAGGGUCCCAACGGACAGCUCAUCGCAAACCAGAUCCUGACGGCGAACCAGAACAUCAACCUGGGUCAGGUGCUGACGUCGCAGGGCCACUCCGGGGCUACCCACAUCCUCUCCGGACCCAUUCAGCUGCAGCCCGGCAACAUGGGCACGCCUACCCUCUUUCAGAUGCCUGUCGCUUCGCUGGCUCAGAGUCAAAAUCAGACACAGACGCAGACUGUCUCAGGUCAUGCCCAGACAGUUAUACAAGGCAUGCCGAUCCAGAACUCCCUGACCAUGCUGAGUCAGGUGGAGGGCCUGAGCUCCGCCGUCAGCCUUCAGCCGGCCCUCCAGCCCCAGCCCGGUGGGAUCCCCAGCAGCGCGGGAGCAGCAGCCAUGGCCCAAGGCCAGCCCGGGGAGACUGUCACCGUGCUGGGGAGCUCCACGGACCAGGGCGCCCAACACGCUCAGCAACUCGUACCACAGACCUCGAUCCUCGCCAUGCAGCCUGCUUCCUCUGUGUCCACUCCCUCCACAGUACCCUCCUCUUCUCCGUCCAUGUCCGUCUCCACCUCCUCCGCGGUCACAGCCGUGGGGCUGGUCUCCCCUCAGAGUCAGCACAGCCCGGGACGGUUACUGUUCACCAACCAGGGCUCCAGUAUGAUUCUGAGCCAGGAGUCUCUGCAGAUGAUCCUCCAACAGGAGCAGCACCAUCAAACAGAGAAUGAGUCCACCCCCUCUGUGGGCGUACCAGCGUCCGUAAUCGUCAGCAGCAACAGCAUCACUACUGCGGCCCCUGCUGGCCAUGAUACCCCAUUAACUGAGUCUUGGGUGGGUCAGAGCCACAGCCCUCCCCCCGGCCCCUCCCACAUGACAGCAGUGGUAAAGGUACCUUCUAGUGGACCUCAGCAGCCUCUGAAGAUCCAAGGAAUGUCCCCCUCGCCGGCGUUGACGUCUCAUGCCACGACGCCCCCGGUGGCGGAAAGCCCCAAGCCUUCUCAGUCUCCUCUCACUCUGAGCCAGCAGAUCCAGUCUCCGCACCAUCAACAGCAGUCGCGUCCUCCCUCCCAGCCUCAGCCCCAGUCUCAGACCCCGUCGCGCUCGUGCACACCCUCGUCUCACCCUCCUCUCUUUAUCGUUCACAACCAAAUUGCAGAGUCCCCCAAAGCGGCUCCGCAGGGCCAGCCGCAGCAAACGCCGCCCCAGCAGCAGACCCACAUUCAAGUUCAGCUCCAGCCUCUGCCUCGGCCGCCCUCGCAGCCCGGGUCUUAUCAACAAGAAAUGCCUCGGUCGCAGUCGCCCAAGCCGCCUCCCGCACCUCCGGCACAGCACCAGUUUACUGCACCUCCCGUCACUGCUUGUGCCCAGAUUCCCAUCCAGAGCCUGACGGCGGGCCAACAACACCAACUGCAAAUAGUAGGAGCACAAAUACAGACUCUGUCAUCCAUCACUCAGCCCUCACCUCAGCAGAAGCAGCUGCUGGAGAAGCUGCAUCAGGUCCAGCAGAACAUCAUCCUGCAGGCCAAAGCCCAUCCUCAAGCCGCCAGUCAGUUCAGUUCCCAGCAAGAUGUGCCUGUUGAUAAAGUAGUGAUUGCAUCAUCAGCCAGCGCUGAUGCACCCGCUCAGCUUUCUUCAGUGCUGCAGCCUACUUCCAUGGUUAUCAAAACUCCCCCUACAGCAGCAAGUGACUUACAGGUAUUCUCAGGAGCCCCGGGGCCAGCUGGAGCAAUGGUAAAUCAGACUGUCACUCCUGUCAGCCUUACCCAGCCUGCACAGGUUCAGCCAAAGCCAGGAGUGAUCAGCUCGGUUGGAGGGAUGACUCUGGGGAAAGCUGGGAUGAAAAUCCAAGUGUUGGGAGCUACUCUGACUCAAAUGACUGCUCCACAGGCCCCAGCUCCGGUCCAAACUCAGACGACAACAGUACAAAUGCCUUUCAGCGCAGAGCCCAGUAAAGAAGCCAGGAUGCUGGAACAGCUAAGGAAACAUCAGGGUUCGGUGCUUCACCCCAACUACAGUGCUUCUUUCCACUCUUUUGAGGACACACUGCACAGACUGCUGCCUUACCACCUCUACCAGGGAACUGCCAACUCUUCUCAAGAUUAUCAGAGAGUGGAUGAUGAAUUUGAGGGGGUCUCCUGCCAGCUGCUAAAAAGGACCCAGGCCAUGGUGGAUAAAUAUCGUUACCUGCUCUUUGCAGAGUCCAAAGCGUCUGAAUCUGAGCAGAGACUGGGCCCCUCGGCAGAGAUGGUGAUGAUCGAUAGGAUGUUCAUUCAAGAGGAGAAGAUUGCUCUGAAUCAAGACAAAGUUUUGGCCAAGGAGAGACCAGAGGAGUUUGUGGCAAACGUACGAAUGAUGGAGAGUGCACUUUCAUGCCAGCAGAAAUCGUCAUCUGCCGAGCUCUCCUCAGUGAGCGGAGAAGCAGCCACUGCUGCUCCCGCCUCAGCACCUGCUGCUCCCACCCCAGUACCUGCGGCUCCCGCACCAGCUCCCCCCCCAAACCCCGUUCCUGCAUCCGCUCCAGCUCCAGUUCAACCUCCGGCUCCAGUCCCUCCUCCGGCCCCUGCUCCUGCUCCAGUCCCCGCUUCUGCUUCAGCCCCAACCCCUGCCCCUGCCCCUGCUCCUGCCCCUCCCUCGUUUUCCUCUUUCCCUCCUACCAAACUGGUGAUCAAACAGGGAGGAGGCGGUGCGUCGGUGUCCUGGUCCACCAGCUGUCCUGCGGCCGCACCGGCCAAGCCGGCGGCCGAACCCGUCACCCAGAGCUCCACCUUCGCUCGUGCUCCAGCGGCGUCGUCCUCUUUCGCCUCCUCCUCCUCCUCCUCAAACUCUCAAGCGGCGGCGGCCGACGACGACGACGCCCUGCCGCAGCGAACCAGCAAACCGCCUAUGAAGACCUACGAGGCUCGCAGGAGAAUCGGCUUGAAGCUGAAGAUCAAGCAGGAUCAGACCGGUUUCAGCAAGGUGGUCCACAACACUGCCUUGGACCCGGUGCACACGCCUCAACCUCAGCUGAGCAGCCAGUCCACGUCCCAGCCUCAGCCUCCGCCUCCGCCUCAGCCCGAAGCCGCUGCCUCAAAGUCCUACCCUCCGUCGGCCCCUUCCUCCACCGUCAUCAGAACUCAACCCCCCACGUGCACUGCUGCUUCCGGCCCUCCGGCUCCCACACAAACCACUCAGCCCAACCCGCCGCUGAGGGGCCACGCUCCCUCCAGCGCAGCCCCAUCCUCGUCCUCCUCCUCCUCGUCUCACACUUGGUCUUCAUCCACCUCCUCCUCCUCGUCCUCCACCCAGAUGAACGGGACGCUGGAGCACCACAACGUGAGUGCGGUCAAACACAACCCCGCCGCCACCGCCGCCCCCUCCCAGACCACCUGCCGCCUGCCCCUCCGGAAAACCUACCGGGAAAACGUCAGUCCCCGGGUCCGACCGGGCGUCCCCGGCGGAGGGGUGGAGAGUUUGUCCCACCACAGAGCCACGCCAUCCCCCCCCCCCAGACACGAGGCCUCCACUCCCCCCUCAGAGCGGACAGUGAUAGCCAGUGUGAAGGCGGAGCGGAGGGACAGGGAGGCCUUACACACUCACACAGAGACGGGGCACGACACCGCUCACCUGGGGGGGGCGGCGGUGCCGGGGCUGGACAAAAUGAACGAAGUGUUUAACCGCGGGAUUAAAACGGCGCCGCAUCAUCAUCAUCGCCCUCUGCUCCUGGACAGGGAAGGCGCGAAAGAACGGGGCGAGGAUCACGCAGACCAGGAGAUGGACGUAAGCAAGUACAAGAGGUUGAGUGGCAAAAACAGACAUAGGACGGGAGGGACGUUCAGAAUGGACCAGCACGCGCCCGGGCCUCCCUCGCCGGAGUCCUCCUUCACACGGGACUCGUUGCUUCCUGCCAAACGCUGCAAGUCGGACUCCCCCGACAUGGAUAACGCCAGCUUCUCCAGCGGCAGCCCUCCGGACGACUCUCUGAACCAGCACCUGCAGUGCGCCAUCGACAGCAUCCUGAACCUGCAGCAGGAGCCGUCGGCCCGCGGCCACCACAUCAAGGGCGGCAACAGCCGGCCCCACCAACACCAAAGUCAGCGCCCGGGAGACUUGGCAGCCUUGUCCCACAGAGCCUCAGCCUCCGCCCCUUCCUCCGCGUCCUCGUCAUCCUCCCUGGCCCAGCACCCUCAGGUCGGCGGCCGCGGCCACAACGGCAGCCUGGUCCCCCAGACUCAGAGCAGAUAACAGCCCCUCAGCCCCAGGCUGGACUGACGGGGGGGUCACAAAGAGACGGAUGGGGGAGUCGGGGGGUAGAGGGCACUGUUGAAACAGUAUCACUGUACUACUCUGCCAAGCUGUGUUAGCUUUGUUUGUCCAUUUGAAUUGUCCAAACAUUUCUUUGUCAUUUACAGUCUGAAGUAGUCCCGCGGAGGAAUAGGUGUGGUCAAAGCUAAAACAGUUAACUGCAGACUUGGAAUAUGCUUGAAGUUUUAUUUUGUGGUCUUUUCAAACAUUACUCGAGUAAUAGGAUAAACCUGUCAGGCUGUUGUUCUCUUAUCUUUCAUCUUCACUUUUUCCUCUUUUCUUUUUUGGAUUCACUAUAUAUACAUUCCCUUCAUGUGGCCGGAGUCUCUAGUUUCACGGCGGACUCAUCGUCUCGGUU
This is a messenger RNA of Cololabis saira (Pacific saury), 6223 nucleotides long. RefSeq names its product BRD4 interacting chromatin remodeling complex associated protein (gene bicra). Gene Ontology annotation, biological process: positive regulation of DNA-templated transcription. Lineage: Eukaryota; Metazoa; Chordata; Actinopteri; Beloniformes; Belonidae. The record is from RefSeq and is a predicted model, not a curated record. Bases 61 to 5805 code for a protein of 1914 amino acids. Gene Ontology annotation, cellular component: SWI/SNF complex. The transcript has 15 exons.